This is a messenger RNA of Aspergillus melleus, 1044 nucleotides long. Its product is annotated as Elongator subunit IKI1. The record is from RefSeq and is a predicted model, not a curated record. Bases 1 to 1044 code for a protein of 347 amino acids. Gene Ontology annotation, molecular function: tRNA binding. NCBI's taxonomy places the organism in Eukaryota, Fungi, Ascomycota, Eurotiomycetes, Eurotiales, Aspergillaceae. The transcript is spliced from 3 exons. Gene Ontology annotation, biological process: tRNA wobble uridine modification. Gene Ontology annotation, cellular component: nucleus; cytosol; elongator holoenzyme complex.
AUGGCUUCCUCAAAUUUGUCUCACCGACAAACGCAUAAUUUGCUUCUCAUCUCUAAGCUCCUUAAUUUGAGAGAUACUGCGUCACCCCUCACCCUGCUCCUGGACUCUUUAGAACAGCCCGCCACGCCUUUACUCAAGGAAUAUAUUCGACGCGCAACGAUAUCCAAAGCUCAUGUCACCUACAUCGCCUUUGAAUCACUGAAGGCGCCUCAGGGGGUAGAUGCAUUCAUCUCCGCCCGGGGAAAGAAGCCGGCGGAUAUCGCCAAAGAAGUCAGCUCGGUUCAUCAUGCGGCUUCCUCCAGCCCCUCGCGUCGCCGCCUCAUCAUAAUCGACUCGAUAAACCCCCUUAUCCACUCCCGGCGAACUGAUGCACAAUUCCACCUCUCGACCUUCCUGAGCUCAUUUCUGAUGCCUCAGAGCCCCUCGACACCCAAGGUCGAAUCCUCCCUCGUCGUGACCUUCCAUCAGGAUGUCCCAAGCCCUCCCAGCUCCUCGCCCUACUCGCCAUCCCCGUUUUCCAUAUUAACCUACCUCGCAACGACCGUCAUCCGACUCCACUCAUUCUCGCACAUUCUCACCCAGAAAGCCGCCCGGGACCGCAGUCUGGCAGCGCCCUUUUUCGGACUCGAAGAAGAACAGGACGGGGUACUUAUCGGCAAAGUGGACAAGCACACCGGCAACGGGUCAGCGGAGGGUGUCGUUCUAGAGAUGGAACAUCGGCGGAAAAGCGGCCGUGGCGUGUUGGAAUGGUAUUACCUUCCGCCUGCCUCUCAGUACCCGCCGUCGCAACUCAAGGAGAUUGUUACGCUUCUUGAUGACCACCCAUUGUAUCGUCCUGCCGAGGAACCGGAUGCUGGUGCCGGUGAAGAGGAGCCGGAAUCGACGUUUGAAUUACGUCUUACCGACAAACAAAGGCGGGAUAGAGAAGGGGUGGUGCUGCCGUACUUUGAUGCGCAGAAGGGUGACGGCCCUGGUGAGGGUGGGCGUAUCUUAUAUGACAUGGGAGAGGAAGACGAUUUUGACGAGGAAGAGGACGAGAUUUAG